AUGUCACCACUGGCCAAGAGCCCUAACUUCCCGCCUCCCGACCGCAAACAUUACAACGCCGCCACGCCUCCGGAUGCGGUCGAGAACUUCAAUGCUUUCAUCAUCGAUCAUGUCUCUACAGGCACUGCGCUGGCCAUUGCGAAGAGUAACUGGGCUCUGUCCUUCGGCCAGCGUCCGUUUGUGGCCCAUGGCGUCAUGUGUGGCAUCACGUUCACCUACGGCGGGUUGCGCACGGAUGAUGCGGCGCACGUCUUGAAUGAGGAGGGGCUUGUCAUGCCGGGUCUCUGGGCGGUUGGGGAGAUGGCCGGGGGCUUCUUCGCCUUCAAUUAUCCGGGGGGCUCGGGGUUGACUAAGGGGGCGGUCUCUGGGAAGAUUGCCGGCGAGGCGGCGGCUCAGAGGGCGAAGACAGUCCGUGGCUGA
Molecule: messenger RNA, 420 nt
Organism: Aspergillus brunneoviolaceus CBS 621.78
Lineage: Eukaryota; Fungi; Ascomycota; Eurotiomycetes; Eurotiales; Aspergillaceae
Exons: 2
Coding region: 1-420 (139 amino acids)
Source: RefSeq, a predicted model, not a curated record